AUGGUUCAUUGGUCGAGAAAUAAUGCACAAGUUCCAGGACCCGCGAAUGAUCCACCUUCGAACAUCAUUAAUGACAUUCGACGAGAUUACGGUGUGGUCAUGAGCUAUCAGAAGGGAAACCUGAAGACCGGGCAUCGAGGCAAAGGCAUCGUUGCGUUAUUUAGGAGAGCUGCAAAGGUUUAUAGUUUUGGAGAGUUUGAGAAGUUCAUGGUCGAAAUAGACAGUAAAUCGCAUGUUGCAUGGAAGUAUCUAACAGGGAUGGGGAUCGAACAUUGGGCACAAUCACAUUUCCUAGAACGUCGAUACAACAUGAUGACGUCGAACAAUGCAGAGUCGCUUAGCGCUUUAUUCAAGAAAGAUCGAGAACGUGAAGAAUCACAGAGUUGUACAAGUAUGCUAACCUCAGUUCAGGAAGAUAAACUCUUCAAGACUCUAGAUGUGGCGAGAAAGGUAUAUGUAGAAUCACUGGAUCAGUUUCGCUUCUCCGUGAGAUGUGCACGUAAUUUCGGAUAUAUCGUGGAUUUGAAUGAUAACACGUGCGCGUAUAAACAGUUUCAGUUGGAGAGUUUUCCGUGUACACAUGCAGUGAAAGUGGCUAUGCAUAGAGGAUUUCCACCACACACCUUAUGCAGUCCGUAUUACAUGACUGAUUAUUGGAAAGCAGCGUAUGCGGAGAUAAUAUUUCCUGUACCAAACAAAGUCGAGUGGGAAGUUCCCGACCAUAUUCUCCCACUUAAUAACUUGUUGCCACCAGCAGUCGGACCACAUACUCCUGAACAUACACAUACGUCUAGAAUACCAUUUACCAGAGAGUUUCUCCAGCAUCGUAAGUGUGGUGCAAUAGGGCAUACUAGAAGAUAUUGUAUAAGUUAG
Olea europaea var. sylvestris is the source of this 873-nucleotide messenger RNA. RefSeq lists its product as uncharacterized. The transcript has 3 exons. Bases 1 to 873 code for a protein of 290 amino acids. The record is from RefSeq and is a predicted model, not a curated record. NCBI's taxonomy places the organism in Eukaryota, Viridiplantae, Streptophyta, Magnoliopsida, Lamiales, Oleaceae. Gene Ontology annotation, molecular function: zinc ion binding.